Messenger RNA from Fulmarus glacialis (Northern fulmar), 495 nucleotides. It is a transcript of the gene LGALS8, whose product is annotated as lectin, galactoside-binding, soluble, 8. The transcript has 5 exons. Gene Ontology annotation, molecular function: carbohydrate binding. NCBI's taxonomy places the organism in Eukaryota, Metazoa, Chordata, Aves, Procellariiformes, Procellariidae. The annotation marks the transcript as partial. The record is from RefSeq and is a predicted model, not a curated record.
CUGCAGUCUUUACAAGGCUCUCAGCCAUCAUCUCUAGGAGUAACAAAGAUAAACACAGAAAAUGGGGAAAUGCCAGAUGGUUCACAAUUUGGAGUUCCUUAUGUUGGGAAACUUGAUACUGCACUUCGUCCAGGAUGCACAGUUGCCAUUAAAGGAGAAGUGAAUAAAAACCCAAAGAGCUUUGCGAUAAAUCUGAAAUUGAGUGACUCAAAGGACAUUGCAUUACAUCUGAAUCCCCGAGUGAAAAAUAAAGUUUUUGUAAGAAACUCAUACCUUCAUGACAGCUGGGGAGAAGAAGAAAAGGAAGUUGCCAACUUCCCUUUCAGUCCUGGGAUGUACUUUGAGCUGAUCAUUUUCUGUGAUGCCCACCAGUUCAAAGUUGCUGUUAAUGGUGUUCACACUCUGGAGUACAAGCAUCGUUUUAAACAACUUGAAAAGAUCAACGUAGUGGAAAUCACGGGAGAUGUUCAGUUGUUAGAUGUGAGGAGCUGGUAG